Xyrauchen texanus (razorback sucker) is the source of this 2479-nucleotide messenger RNA. Its product is annotated as prolyl endopeptidase-like. NCBI's taxonomy places the organism in Eukaryota, Metazoa, Chordata, Actinopteri, Cypriniformes, Catostomidae. Gene Ontology annotation, biological process: proteolysis. The transcript is spliced from 15 exons. Bases 143 to 2272 code for a protein of 709 amino acids. Gene Ontology annotation, cellular component: cytosol. The record is from RefSeq and is a predicted model, not a curated record. Gene Ontology annotation, molecular function: oligopeptidase activity; serine-type endopeptidase activity.
GUGAGAGAGAGGGAAACAGAGAACAGUGUUUGAUUUCACUUUCACUUUUCAGAGCUGACUCACCUGGGUGUGAAAUCAUAUACGGACAACCACAUACACAAAUAAUUGUACAAAACCCUAACAAAUCACACACAGCACGAACAUGGCUAUCAAUUACCCAGAUGCACGAAAGGAUGACAGUAAGGUGGAUGAUUAUAAUGGAGUAAAAGUUCCAGACCCUUACCACUGGCUGGAGGACCCUGACAGUGAGGAGACCAAGAUGUUUGUGGAAGAGCAAAAUAAGUUGUCUAUGCCAUUCCUGGAACAGUGUGCAGUCAAAGAGCAGUUCCACCAGCGCCUCACCGAGCUCUACAACUACCCCAAAUACAGCUGUCCUUUCAAAAGAGGAAAGAGAUAUUUUUAUUUCCACAAUGAGGGUCUGCAGAACCAGGAUGUCCUCUAUGUGCAGGACUCUUUGGACAGUCCUGCGUCUGUGUUCUUUGACCCAAACACUCUCUCAGAGGACGGAACUGUGGCUCUCAAGAUGGGUCGCCUGUCAGAGGAGUGCGAGUAUUUAGCGUAUGGUUUGAGCAGUGCAGGCUCUGAUUGGGUGACAGUUCACUUCCUGAAGGCCGAUGAUCUCACCCAGCUGCCUGAUGUUCUGGAGAGGGUGAAGUUCAGCUGCCUGGCCUGGACCCAUGACGCCAAAGGCAUCUUCUACAACUGCUACCCUCGGCAGGAUGGCAAGGCUGAUGGCACUGAGACCACAGCAAACCUAAACCAGAAACUUUACUACCAUGUGAUUGGCACCAGCCAAUCAGAGGACAUCCUGGUGUCUGAAUUUCCUGAGAACCCAAAAUGGCACAGUAGCCUUACUAUUUCUGAUGAUGGCAGGUAUGCAGUGCUGUCCAUCACUGAAGGCUGUGAGCCAGUGAACCGUCUGUGGUACUGUGACUUGCAGCAGCUGGCCAGCGGCAUCACAGGUUUGCUGCCAUGGGUGAAGCUGGUUGAUACAUUUGAAGCACAAUACACGUACAUCACAAACGAAGGCACCGUCUUUACUUUACGCACCAACCUGGAUGCUCCACGUUACCGCCUCAUUAACAUAGACCUGCAGAAACCAGAGCGGACACAAUGGAGAAACCUCAUAUUCCAGCACGAGAAGGACGUCCUGGGCUUUGUGGAGUGUGUGAACCAGCGCCAUCUUCUGGUGAAUUAUAAGCAUGACGUAAAAGACAUCCUACAGCUCUAUGAACUAGACUCAGGGAAACUGAUCCGAGACCUGCCGUUAGAUGUGGGCACUGUGGUCGGUCUCAGCUGCAAAAAGAAGCAUCCAGACUUCUUCUACAAGUUCACAUCUUUCACUACACCAGGUAUAAUCUACCACUGUGACCUGAGUCAGCCCAACCCAGAGCCCACAGUCUUCCGACAGGUGCAAGUAAAAGGCUUCCAGCCGAGUGACUACCAGACAACUCAGGUGUUUUACCCCAGUAAGGAUGGCACAAAGAUCCCAAUGUUCCUCGUACAUACACGUGGCAUAGAAAAAGAUUGCUCUCACCCAGUCUUCCUCUAUGGUUAUGGAGGCUUUGAGAACUCAAUUCAGCCAUACUACAAUACUGCAUAUCUGCUUUUUAUACGACAUCUGGGUGGUAUCCUGGCUGUAGCUAACAUCAGAGGAGGAGGAGAGUACGGCCAAACCUGGCACAAAGCUGGCACACUUAGGAACAAGCAGAACUGUUUUGAUGACUUCCAGUGUGCUGCUGAGUACCUGAUCCAAGAGGGAUACACCACUUCCAGCCACAUUGCCAUCAACGGAGCCUCCAAUGGGGGCCUGCUCGUGGCGGCAUGUGUGAACCAACGGCCGGAGCUAUUUGGCUGCGCGGUAGCUGAGGUCGGGGUCAUGGACAUGCUCAAGUUUCACAAAUUCACCAUUGGUCACGCCUGGACCACUGACUAUGGCUGUGCGGAUGACCCUGAACAGUUUAAAUGGCUCAUCAAGUACUCGCCCCUUCAUAACCUUCCUCAGGGCCCUCGAGACGGGCCCCCGUACCCCGCUAUGCUGCUGCUGACUGCCGAUCAUGAUGACCGAGUAGUGCCCCUGCACACUCUGAAGUAUGUGGCCACUCUACAGUAUGGAGUGGGUCGCAGCCCUAGACAGACUCAGCCGCUGCUGGUCAGAGUGGAUACACGCAGUGGACAUGGUGCAGGGAAACCAACCGCCAAAGCAAUCUUGGAAGAUACACACAUAUUCGCCUUCAUAGCUCAGACACUGGGCUUGAGCUGGAGGGAGUGAGAGAAAGUCAGAGAAAGGUAGAAAUUGUCAAGUGAAACUUGUCUGUCACCCUGCAGAGUGAUAGUGUAAGGAAUACUGUAUAUGUAUGUAGCAACUGAAUGGAGGUAUAAAACAUGGAAAGUACUGAAUGAUUAGAUGUUGUCUUUUUCCACAGUGGUCAGCAAUCAUUUGCUGCUUUACAUGAAAUGUAAUACCCAAACAAACCAC